AUGGAUAUUACAAUUCACCGCCCCUGGAUGCGCUGCCCGGUCCUGAACCCGCAGCUCUUCCCCAGCCGGAUCCUGGGCCAGAGGUUCGGAGAAGGCAUCCUGGAAUCGGAUCUGUUCUCCCCGAUGCCUCUGGGUGUGAACCCAUACUACAUGCGUGCACCCAGCGUCCCCCAGCUGGAGACCGGACUGUCCGAGGUGAAGCUGGACAAAGACCAGUUCUCUGUGAUGCUGGACGUCAAACAUUUCUCCCCCCAAGAGCUGACAGUCAAAGUUGUUGGUGACUACGUGGAGGUGCACGCCAAGCACGAGGAGCGCCAGGAUGAACACGGCUUCAUCUCCCGCGAGUUCCACCGCCGAUACAAGAUGCCUGCAACAGUCAAUCCGGCCUCCAUCACUUCAGCACUGGCCGCCGACGGACUGCUCUCCAUCCAAGCACCGGUCAUAGACACGGCCAAGGCUGAAGAGAGGAGCAUUCCAAUCGCACGGAAGGAGAAGUGA
Staurois parvus is the source of this 498-nucleotide messenger RNA. Lineage: Eukaryota; Metazoa; Chordata; Amphibia; Anura; Ranidae. The record is from the annotation of a GenBank genome assembly.